This is a messenger RNA of Pocillopora damicornis (cauliflower coral), 2816 nucleotides long. Its product is annotated as ELAV-like protein 1-B. Lineage: Eukaryota; Metazoa; Cnidaria; Anthozoa; Scleractinia; Pocilloporidae. Gene Ontology annotation, molecular function: RNA binding. Gene Ontology annotation, cellular component: ribonucleoprotein complex. The record is from RefSeq and is a predicted model, not a curated record.
UGUAUGGUUGAGAACUGUGAAUGUUCGAAGAUCUACGUUCAGGUACUUGGCAUUUCUUCUCUUUAAAAUGACGGAAAUCCCUACAAACGGAGUCGUCGACGCGAAAGAAAAGAAAAAUGUAAUCGUGAACUAUAUCCCACCUCAUAUAACGGAAGCUUAUUUGCAGAACAUGUUCAUUACUUGUGGAAAGAUUAUAGGUUGUAAACUCAUGAGGGACAAGACUAACGGAGUUAGCCUUGGCUAUGCUUUUGUGAACUACAACACUGAGGCUGAAGCGGCGAGAGCCAUAGAAAUGUUUGACGGACAUCAACUUGACAACAAGAAAAUAAGAGUAAGUUAUGCCCGGCCAUCUUCAGAGGAGAUUAAAAAUGCGAACUUGUACAUCAGUGGAUUACCUAAAGCUAUCGGUGAGAGCGACCUAAAAACGUGGUUUGCUGUUUAUGGAACAAUCAUUUCUUCGAAAAUUUUGUUGUUAGAAAGCGGUGAAAGUCGUGGUGUAGGAUUUAUUCGCUAUGACAAAAGGGCAGAAGCCCAGGCAGCCAUUGAUGCACUGAAUGGUGUCACCGUGGCACCUGGCUCUACCCUUGCUGUGAAGUUUGCAAACCCUCCCAAAGGUAUUUCUUCAGCCCAGUUACAGUCUGUCUCAAUGUUACCUGCGAACGAAGUUUUAAGACCAGAACUGAAUCUCGGAGGAGUCGGUCCCAUUCAUCAUGGGACGACAAACAAUCGAUUCUCUCCACUAGGGGCCGUUCGUAAUUCUUCAAACUAUUUCACAAAUCAAACGAACAAUCAAAAUCAUCAGAGUCCUGCACAUCAAAAUUCUAAAAACAAUUGUCACUGCAUAUUCGUAUAUGGUUUGCCGACUUCAGAGGAGGACAUCGCCAAUGAAUUGUUGCUCUACAAACUUUUUUCUCCACACGGAGCCAUUUUUUCGGUGUCUGUCAAGAAGGGCACCGGAUAUGCCUUUGUCAAUAUGAUAAGGUACGAUGAGGCCUUACGAGCAGUUACGAACUUAAAUGGAUACUUUGUUCAACAACACAAUACACAUCUUCAAGUGUCUUUUAAAAAAUGCAAACCUUGAACUGUUUUACACCAUGAGCAAUUAAUGUGAACGUGAAUACGAGCAGAGCAUGUAUUUGUGUUAUUGUUGUAGAUAUUGGUAUCCAGAGUUAAAAUAUGGAGAGCUACCUCGGUGAUUUGGUGCCUUGAAAGCACAGUCCUCACCAGUGCAUAAGCAUUAUCAUGGCCUUUUUUUACAAGUGCCUGAGCACCUGUAUGUGCUUCAAUUGCCAGAUGGGACUGAGCUUUAGCAGUGAAAAUCAGCCCACACUAAAACCAACAGGAUGCAUAUGCAUACAUAAGAGGGCUAUUUUCACAAUUUUUUAUGAUCAGCCCUGUCAUGCUAGCUGGCAGUUGAUGGGCCUCUUAAAACUUAUUUUUUUAUUGAUGAAAUAUGGCAGCAUAUAUUAAACUUUUAGGGCCGGUAAUUUAAACAAAGUUUAGCUGUUGUUUAACAAAACUGCAUUUUAAACUAUCAUGUAUAAAGCUGAAUCUUUUGUCUGCACAUUCAUUUUUGUGAACAGUGUUAAGAGGGCUCAAAGUUAUAAGUGGAAGGACAUUUUUCAAAGAAAACAACCUUCUCAUAGAGAAUAUGCAAGGCCCCCAACUUGUGUAAAACAGUGGUUUGGAUUAUACCUCAUGUAAAUAACUGGCCCUUAAGGUUUCUAACUUGGAGUUUAUUUGAGGGUUUGUUUAUUUGGAAAUCAUAUUUUAAGACAACAAUUAUCAUCUACCAUUUGUAAAUACAGAUAACCUCUAACUACUCUUAUUAACAAUCUCACCAGUCAGCUCUAUAUGAGAGAGCUUUCUCCCCCCUCCCCCCCAGUGUAAUUGGUAGUUACAAAUCUAAUGUCCCACUCAAAAUGAACAUUCAACGACAUGAAACCCAGUUGACCAAUAAAUUAUCCCUUAUCAUUAAAAAAAGUUACAAAUGUUAAAAAAUUCAAAUUCCUGUAUUUUUUAGCGCGUUGAGGAUAUUCCUCAUUAUGAUUGAUGAAUUUCAUGAAGCACAAUCUUCUUGAUGAGGUAGUGUGAAUCAGACUUUAAGGUCACAAGAACAAAGGAAAUGAUCACUAACAAUUUAGAAGCUCUUGAUUGCAAAACAAAUUCUCCUUGUCAGUGGCACCUCAGGAAAUGCAUAGGGAACAGUAUGGAGAAGACAAAUGUUUGGGUGUAAAGUGAACUAUUUUUUUGUUCAAUAUAGUUUCAGUAUGUUCCUCCAAUAAGUAAUUUUGUUGCAGGAGUGGCAUUGUUGAAUUGUUCCAUCAUUACCUCAAAACCAGCUCUCACUCGGUCUUCUUGUUCAAUGGAGUCAUUCAGCAACAGAUGCGUAUCCAGGAGUCCUGUUGGUGUGCCUGCUUCGAUUUCACAAACAGCAUCUUCUUUGUCAUUAUAGUGUUGAGAAAAUGAUAGACAUGAUCAAUGUAAUUUAGUCAUUGGCUCUUGAUCACAUUUCUGUGUCUGUCAUUUUUUGCUACAUGCAGGAUAUUGGUGAAGGUAUAUCUGUCUCUCCUUAGCAUCUAAAGGGGUUGGGAGUCUUUUCCAUCCACCUUCCAUUUGCCUCAACAGCUCUAUCCAUUUGUGUCUCUUGUUAGAGUGGUUGUGAUGUUGUAUUGUAACCCAGGAGCCACUAUUUUUGUUUUUGGAAGAGAAAGAGGUAUUUAAGUCACCAAAUGAGAUAUGUUUGAAGCUUGGGACUAUAGUUAUAUCCUUUAUUCUGCUUUGUCAAUAUUAGCAAUAAAAAAGAGACAGUUCUG